Molecule: messenger RNA, 1521 nt
Organism: Rotaria sp. Silwood2
Lineage: Eukaryota; Metazoa; Rotifera; Eurotatoria; Philodinida; Philodinidae
Source: the annotation of a GenBank genome assembly
AUGCAUAUAUUUUUUUCUGGUAUUGGUGGAAGUGGAAUUGGUCCACUUAGUCUGAUUGCUCUACGCAUGGGUUAUGAUGUUUCAGGAUCUGAUAAACGAAAUUCAGACUAUAUUGAGCAACUUCGCAAAAAUGGUAAAGUGAGCAUAGUAAUUACUCAGUCAUACGAUUCUAUUUCGAAAAUUCAUAUGCAAAAUCCAAUCGAUUGGUUUGUCUAUUCAAGUGCUGUUUCUAUUGAACAACCAAACUCGCCAGAAUUUCAGUUCUGUGCUGAUCAUGGAAUUAUGGCUACGAAACGAGAUAAACUCAUCAAACAUAUAAUUGACGCGAAACAACUUCAACUCAUCGCUGUAGCUGGAUCGCAUGGAAAAACAACAACUACAGCGAUGAUAAUAUGGCUAUUUAAAGCGCUCAAUAUUCCAAUCAGCUACUCAAUAGGUGGAAAAAUUAGUUUUGGUGAUAUUGGUACCUAUCACCCGAAAUCAACAUUCUUUGUGUAUGAAGCCGACGAAUAUGAUCGUAAUUUUCUUGCUUUCCAGCCCUAUAUAGCUGCCAUAACUGGAACCACCUGGGAUCAUCCAGAUACUUAUCCAACAGAGCACAGUUACAUUCAAGCUUUUCGAGAUUUCGUGAAGCAGUCAAAAUACACAAUUGUAUGGCAAAGCGGCAAAGAGCAGUUGGAUAUCCAAAUAAAUAAAGACACGGUAAUAAUCCAAGAUGAUGAUUCACAUAUCAUGUUAUUUUGCUUGAUUGGUGAAGUAAAUCGUCGCAAUGCGUGGCAGGCCGUCUGGGUUGUUCACAUUGCUACGAAUAUUUCUAUCUCUGAGCUGAUCGAGCAUGUGAACCGAUUUCCAGGUGUAUCACGUCGGUUUGAACAAAUUCGUCCUAACUUGUAUACAGACUAUGCUCAUACGCCGGCAAAAAUCCGUGGAGCACUACAAGUCGCUCAUGAAAUAGCUGGAAAUAAUGUUGCUGCUGUUUAUGAAGGUUUUCAGAACACUCGACAACAUUUUAUGAAAAAUGAUCUUUGUCACCUUUUUGACGAUGUCAAACAUGUCUAUAUUGUACCAAUAUACUUGGCACGUGAGGAUCCUGGCUUAGAAAUUUUGAGUCCUAACACGCUACGAACAUUUUUAAAUGAUCAAACGCAAGGCAAUACCACACCAAGCCAACUUGAUGAAACGUUGAAAACUCAGAUUCAACAGCAUAUAAACAGUGGUGAUCUUGUCCUUGGUCUAUCGGCAGGAUCAAGUAAUAGUCUGGAUGAAUGGUUGAGAAGAACAUUCGAGCUUCCNUACUUGGCACGUGAGGAUCCUGGCUUAGAAAUUUUGAGUCCUAACACGCUACGAACAUUUUUAAAUGAUCAAACGCAAGGCAAUACCACACCAAGCCAACUUGAUGAAACGUUGAAAACUCAGAUUCAACAGCAUAUAAACAGUGGUGAUCUUGUCCUUGGUCUAUCGGCAGGAUCAAGUAAUAGUCUGGAUGAAUGGUUGAGAAGAACAUUCGAGCUUCCUAUCUAA